UAGUGGCUCUAGAGAGUCCUCUCAUAGGCUAGGUGGCUUAGAUGCUUAGAUGGUGGUGAUUGCAUAGAUUCAUUCCAAAGGCAAGUAGAAGUUAUGCGAGCGGAAUUUAGCGUGAGAAUUUGUCGCGUGGUGGUAUACUCAGCAACGUAGCCGUGUGAGGGAAGAAGCUCGCCUCUUCCGGUGUGGUUUGGGGGUCUUGGCGGGGAAGUUUGAAUCCGCCUGUCAGUUGGGGGUGGUGUUGUGUGGUUUGUCGUUUCUCGUUUCUCGUCGGAUUUCUGAACCUGGGGAGAGGGGCGGGUGUCAUGUGGUUGUGCACUGCUGCUGCUGCUGUUGCGAGGGUGUUGGUGGAUAAUUCUUAGAACCACACCAUUCACAAAAAUUUUCCCUUCUUUCGGGUCAUCAUCAUCGUCGCCCAGUGUUCAGAGUUCAGUUCAGUGAGGAAAAUGGCGCCGUUCGUGUAUGUGGUCUGAUAAGUGCUUAUCUUUUGGGAUUUUUCGGGUGAAAAUUCUACCAAUUAGCAGUCGGAAUUUCUAACUUCAGACAGCAAAAAGUGAAUACUUGCGUUCGCGGGUAAAAGUUAUUGAAAUAAAAGUUUAGUGGAAAUCUUUGUGUGGGUGAUAAUUUAGGAAUUGCUGUAGAGUGCAAAUUAAUUCCAGCCAGUUAAUGAAAAGCAUUUCUGUGGAAAAGCUCUGACGGGCGAAUUCAUUGAUUGAAGUGCGCUGAAUUAGGCACGGUAGCAGCCAAGUCAGGCGGAAUUUCAGCUUAUAAAUAUAGUGAAACGACCAAAACAAUCUUGGUUAUAACUCGACCUCUCAUAAAAGAAAGUGCUGAAAUUAAUCAAGAAAAUCCUCCGAAAAGCAUACUACCAAAAAGUGUGAAAAAUUCCGUAAAAUUGUACAAAAGAUUUUCAUCCUUCGCCAGAGAGCAUUUAGUUGGGUGAGCAAAACCGAACCAGUUUUCGUGAAAAUCAUCAUCAACAUCAGCAGCAACAAUUUUGUCGUGACAACCAAUUCGUGAAACCGUGAGGAAAAGUGAGAGCAUUUCGAUUGCUGUGUCUGCGAGUGUCCGUGAGUCUGUGAGCCGAAAACAAACUCCAAGAGUGAAAAGCUCUCCCCAACCGAAAAGCCCAACAACAACUUACGGCAAAAGGAUAAACCUCACAAUCGCUGGCGCUGGCCCAAGGAUAUCUACAGAUUUUUCCUUGCUGUAGUAAGGAGACACAUGGUUAGUCACAUCACUGCACCGAACCAGAAAUCAUCUCCGUCACGCAACUGGUCAAAAUCGAACAAGUGGAAUUGUGCAACAGAUCAUUAAACUUUACGACCAAUUCAUAAGACGCACAAAACUAGCAACAAGCACACAUCUCCGCCAAAGCUUCUUCUUCCAAAAUAUCUAUGAGAAACAAUCUGCCGCCAUCUGAAACUCUGUAACUCCUCAACGACAACAACGACAACGACGACGACCAACAUCCUCCAAGGAACUGGAACGCAACAAUUGCAGCAUCUAGCAGAAUCCCACCGGAACGCCGAGGCCCGGUCCUUCGAAGAUGAAGUUUUCGUUUCCGCUCCCAGGCGGGGGCACCGGAUUGACGCUGUUCUCCAAGCUCGUCCGCACCAAGGACCUCCGGAAGCUCCAGGGCGAAGAUCCGAAAAGCACAAAGCCAAAACUAACGAAAUGUCUCACCACACUAGACUUAACCUCGCUCGGGGUCGGUUCCUGCUGCGGCACCGGAAUGUAUCUGGUGGCCGGAAUGGUGGCGCGGAAUAUCGCCGGUCCCGGAGUUAUACUUAGUUUUAUCAUAGCAGCUGUAGCUAGUAUAUUCUCAGUCGAACAACCGUACGGCAACGCUCUUAUCUUCGUCAACAGGCAGUGUACCAUCCUUCACUUUGUCGUCUUCCUCGUCCAGCUCCAUAAACCGAACAUCACGACUGAUAACUAUUUGGCCAGUAGUCGUGUUUUCACCGGCGCGGCCACCUGUUUCUACGCCUUCAUCGGGUUCGAUAUCAUCGCGACGACCGGCGAGGAAGCGCACAAUCCCCAGAAGAGCAUCCCGAAGGCCAUCGUCGGCUCGCUGGUGAUCGUCCUGUUCGUCUACGUCACCAGCAGUCUAGUCCUCACGUUGACAGUUCCCUACGAUCACAUCGAUCCGGGUUCGGCCCUCGUUCAAAUGUGGAGCUACGUGGGUGCCCCCAAAUGCCAGGCGCUGGUCGCCUUCGGUGCUACGGCUGGCCUUAGCGUAGCUAUGUUCGGUUCGAUGUUCCCAAUGCCUCGGGUAAUCUACGCCAUGGCCCAAGAUGGUCUCGUGUUUCGAAUGCUUUCGCAGCUGUGGGCCAGAACCGGAGUGCCCGGAAUUGCCACGAUCGGCAGUGGCAUCGCGGCAGCCCUGGUAGCCUUGACAGUCCGGCUGGAAGUCCUGGUCGAGAUGAUGUCCAUCGGGACGCUACUGGCCUACACGCUGGUAUCGACCUGUGUACUGAUCUUGCGCUACCAACCGCACACAACGACGCUGGUAGACUUACUUCCGGCUCAGUUGAGAACUCCGCAGCCUCCGAGCACUCCGGACCCGACCACGCAGCAGCGAAUAAAGGUUAAAAAGAUCACCCGUGGCUCACCGGACUCCGACGAUAGUUUCUGCGACGAUAGUCCGGAUGGUUUCAUGGGUCGCGACGAUCAGUUCCUAGUGUCGGACAAAUCCGAGAAUAAGUUCUAUGGUGCUGUCCACGGAGCACCUCAAGGUGGUUCAAACCCAUUUACGUUAUGGGGUUUCGGUUACAUCGGUCGAAAAAUCCAACAGUAUUCCUAUCUCUGUCCAGGGUUGUUCCCAUGGGUUAAUCCUGGUCCUGCAACGCACGAAAGCGGGAUGUUCGUGACCAAGAUGGUCGGUCUGAUGUAUGCCUGCAUCUUCUUCCUGGAUCUGUUUAUGGCGAUCGGCAUUACGGGUACGUUCUUCUCGCUCAUCUACACCGCGCUGGUGUUCGGUAUCUUCGCCAUCCUGCUGGUCAUUUCCCGGCAACCACAGAAUCGAUACGCUCUGCCCUUCCUAACACCCGGACUUCCAUUCAUCCCGACGAUCGCCAUCACCGUCAACAUCUACCUGAUAUUCAAGCUAAGCAUCCUAACGCUGGUCCGCUUCACGGUGUGGAUGUCCCUGGGCCUUAUCAUGUACUUCUACUACGGAAUCACGCACAGCUCCCUGGAGAAUCCAAACGAAGAGUUCGAACUGACGGUGGAUAGCAACGGGGCCGCGGCAACAGGAUCAGGACAAGGCGGCGGCGCCAGUCAACCCACCCCGAAUCUUAAGGUUCCUUCCCAUCGGGAUCAGACGGCUGUUUGGGACCGGCACGGGUACGAAAACCGGAUGGCCACGAAUGACGAUGGGGAACUGCAGUGGAGUGGUGCCACCAACAGUUGGAACCCAAGCGAUGCGUGGGGCGAUACGACCAUCUACGAUCCACCUCGUCAGCAACAGCAACAGCAACAAUCCUCGGGACCACGUCCCGGAUCCACCAACAUAUUCCAGCCUCCUCCACCAACGACGAAACCGGCGGCGACGUCCCAGCAGCGACCGGAAGUAAAGAAGGACGGCUUCGGACUGUUCUAUCAGGAAACGUCGAGUUUUCCCACGUGGGACGACUAAAUUUUGGCCAAACCAAACCAAAAAAAAGGAAACAGAUGAAUCCGAUUAAUCUCAAAAACCGUUAACCGAGAACGCCCAACGUCUAAAAGUAGUUGUACAGAAAAGUUAUACUUAUACAUAUACAAAACCACAAACAAUCGAGUACAUUCAUAUAUACAUAGGAUACCACAUACAUACUUACUAUAUAUCGAUCCGAGAGCACGAGAUAGCAUCCGGAGGACUGAACGCGCGGUGAAACCUUAAACACGGGAAAGCAAUCAUCACCCAUCAUUAACUUACGUACAUACAUAUAUCUGAGCAGCUGUUGUUAUCAUUAUUACAUCGUUAGAGGAUAUCGCCAUCAUCAUCAUCCGUAGUAAUCUCUCGACCCCCCCAGCUAACGCCUGUAUGUAUGCAACAACAAUAUGACAGACCGCAGCAGCUCGGCAGCGCCGCGCAUAAUUAAUUACCCCCUUCUGUGACAUUUACAUAGCGACGACGACUCAAGAAAUGGUGCAUUUCCGGUCCGCGAAUCAUCACUAGGCUAGGGACACAUGCUGGACAAGUUGUUGAACAACAUAACUCGGAGAGAUAACGGCGAAGCUGCUUCGCAAAAUGCUUCGAAGGCUUUUGUCUAUCGGUCAGCUCACAUGGACCAUCAGCCUUACCCUACACACAUUGAAUUGGCAAUUAACUUCUGAUACUUUCGGAAAACAUUCCAACUUUCCAUUCCAACGACAGCAAACUAGUUAUUCCCACCCGUGAAAAUUAACCGUCCAAGCAGAGGUUGACCGCAAUGGCCCUAAUUGGGUAAAAGAGCCGGUAUCAUAAAAUUGUGGUUUUCCGGAAGCGUCAAUUGUGUGGACUGUAAUUGAUGCCGCAUUUUUUUCUUUUUCCCCUACUCAUUUGGCGAAAUUAAAUUUGUGUCAAUGGCAUAAACGGUUUUCAUAUCGGAAUGUUAGCUGUUCAGAGUUUGUACAUUGAA
Molecule: messenger RNA, 4601 nt
Organism: Uranotaenia lowii
Lineage: Eukaryota; Metazoa; Arthropoda; Insecta; Diptera; Culicidae
Product: probable cationic amino acid transporter
Exons: 9
Coding region: 1547-3637 (696 amino acids)
Biological process (GO): transmembrane transport; amino acid transport
Cellular component (GO): plasma membrane
Molecular function (GO): amino acid transmembrane transporter activity
Source: RefSeq, a predicted model, not a curated record